This is a messenger RNA of Ochlerotatus camptorhynchus, 1629 nucleotides long. RefSeq lists its product as uncharacterized. The record is from RefSeq and is a predicted model, not a curated record. NCBI's taxonomy places the organism in Eukaryota, Metazoa, Arthropoda, Insecta, Diptera, Culicidae. The transcript has a single exon. Bases 1 to 1629 code for a protein of 542 amino acids.
AUGGACAGGGAAGAUUACGACUCUCGCGUCCGUGCAAUGAUCGAAACCGGCCCGUAUGAAGAAUAUAAAUUCAAAAACGGCAAAUCCAAAGACCCGCUGAAUGUGAUGAUCGACGAAGCGAAUUUCGCUCAGCAGAAUGUAGCGCGUUUAAUGGGUGAAGAAAAACUCAUACGGAAAUUUCACGUUCCCAACCCGACGGUGGCAUCGCUGUACUGUCUACCGAAGAUCCACAAGAAUCCAGUUGGAAUGCGACCCAUUUCAUCAAACAUCCGUACACCCACCGAAAAAUUGGCAGCUUGGCUGGUAGAGGAGAUGAAGCAGUACCCCGUCACACACGGCAAAAGUGUGAAAAAUUCUGUAGAUUUCGUACAACAGCUAGAAGGAUGCAAGGUAAGACGAGGUGAGAUCUUGGUAUCGUUUGACGUUGCGUCACUAUUUCCAAGCGUACCAAUCGCCGACGCCUUGAGAAGCCUGCGCCGACAUUUAGAACGUAGUCGGGCGCCACACCAUCACAUUCAGGCCUACCUUCUAGUGGCUGAGGUGUGUAUGAAUCAGAAUUUUUUCACAUUUAGAGGGAAGUUCUAUAGGCAAACGUUUGGUCUUAGUAUGGGUAGCAAACUUUCACCCCUUCUGGCGAACGUCUUCAUGAACGACUUUGAGGUAGAUGCUGAAAAGCAAAAGUUUUUCCCUCGAGUCUGGCGGCGCUAUGUUGAUGAUAUCUUCGCACCGGUGAAGGAACGCUACCUAGAGCAGACACUGAACAUGCUGAACUCCCGCCACAGCUCAAUUAAGUUCACAGUAGAAAGAGAAGUGGAUGGAAAAUUGCCCUUUCUAGAUUUGAUGGUCACCAGAAAGGAGGACGACACGUUGAAAUUCGGUAUUUACCGAAAACCGACAUCCACUGAUCGAUACAUCACCUCGGACUCCAAUCACUUCGGCGCUCAAAAGCAAGCCGCCUUCCACUCUAUGGCACACCGUCUCUAUAAUGUACCUAUGGAGGAAGAAGAGUUCGCUGAAGAAAAGGAACGUAUCUACAAGGCGGCGGAAGUAAAUGGAUACGAAAAGGAGUUCACCAGCAAAAUUUUACAAAAACACAAACGCAAGAAACGCCUACAGAACAUAACCACACUACAGCCGGAGAGGGAUGAAGCUAAAAGGAUUAGCCUACCAUUUUAUCCAAAAGUCACAAACCCAAUCAAAAACACACUCAAACGUCAAGGACUACACAUAGUACACAAAAGCGACAACACUCUACGCGACCUGUUGUGUAACCUUAAGGACAAGAUUCCGGCGGAUGAGCAGUCUGGAAUUUACCGAAUUCCCUGCCAGGAUUAUCCCUCGGUGUACAUCGGACAAACUCGUCGCAAAGUAAAAGUUCGCCUUAAAGAACACAAAAAUGCUGUCGACAACAAUAAAUCAAACGAUUCAGCUGUGGCAGCGCACACGACGGCCUCCAAUCAUCAAAUUGAUUGGAAAAGUGCGAAGCUCAUCAAAACAGUACGAAAACCCUCACACCUCAAUGCAUGGGAAUCAAUGCAUAUCAACAACACACAGGAACCACUGAUGAAUGAAGAUGAUCCUCCCAUCACAUCAUCUUUGUUCAACUUGACGAAGCUGAAAAUACAGUAA